Molecule: messenger RNA, 2847 nt
Organism: Trachemys scripta elegans
Lineage: Eukaryota; Metazoa; Chordata; Testudines; Emydidae
Exons: 6
Coding region: 377-1921 (514 amino acids)
Molecular function (GO): DNA binding
Source: RefSeq, a predicted model, not a curated record
GGAACCAGGUCAGAGGAGAGGGUGAUGGGGCUAAUCAGAGAGAAGGAUGGAAAGCUAAACAAAUCCUAAACCAAGAGAACGUGUGUGUGGGUGCUGAGGGGUAGAAGUUGGGGGCUAGACCAAUAGUGAGGGUGUUAGGACACUGUCAGAUCAAAACUGGUAUUUGUAUACAAUCCUUUUCCAUUUCUUUUUUCCUGCUGGUGUCUCUUCCCAUCUCUUUCUCCCUUCUCUCUUCAGCAGGUUGAGUUUUCCUCCCUCUCCUCCACUAUGUUUCAUUGGGGCUGGAAGGUGUGACUAUGAGAGGCAAUGUCUGGUGGUGUCACUGACCUGCAGGCUCUGCAGAGCCACCUCCAGGCCAUGGACCAAGGGAUGGGAGAUGGCGAGCAGCCAGACGAUCACCCACUGUACAAACUGCCUGAGCCUGGCCUGGAAGGUGCUGUUCUCUGCAGCCCUGACUUCCAACAGCCCCAGGAGCUGGAGCUCCAGGAGUCCCGAGGACACGCCCCCCCAGAAUGUACCAGGUAUGAGGGGGGACAUGCCACAACAGAGUCACCCAGCUGGACCCACUGAGAACUGCGCCCAACCCCAUGGAGCCCUGAGCAGUCUUGGGAGGCCCAGCCAUUCUCUGCUCUGCGUGGAAGAGGAGAUCAAGAACCGGAAAAGACCCAGGCUCUCCAACGGACCCCAGGCCAGUCCCAGCCUUGUCUCUCACUUCCCUCGUGCGCUGAGCGGGCCACAGCCCCAGGGCCCGUCCCCCUUCGGACACGUCCUUCAGAGCAAUAGCCUGGAUCUCCACAGCAGACGUCCCCAGGACGGGCCGCCACACACCAGGACUUUGGACAAUCCCGGAGCCGCUCAUUCUGGGGCCUCGGCGCUCUACAGGCCCAGCACAGAGCAGCUGGAGUCUCCAUCCCUGAAUUACGGACUCGAGGACGGCUGCCCAUGGAGCAGCCGAGCUCCCUCGGGAGGCAGCAGCAUUAGCAGCCGAGCGAGCAAGGUGACGGGUCUCUACGCUGAGCUGGUCAAGGAGCUGGAGCUGCAGAUGUCCGAGCUGCGGAAUCUCCUCGCCUCUCGGGAAGAGGCCGCCAUGUGGCAAGAGAGGAGGAUCAAGGAGCUGGAGCUGGAGAAUCAGCAGUUGAAGAGCCAGCUCCGGAACCUAGAGGAGCAGAACGACCUCCUCUCCAGCAGGAACGGGGCAGGGGCAGCGGCAGGCAGGACGGUGCUGGGGUCCGGAAACGGCGGUGUUGACAUCAACGAGAGCAACAUCCAAUUCCUGAAAGGCCUGGUGGGGCUGCUGGAGAGCAACGCAGCAUUGCAGGCCAAUGGCCUCCAGCCAUUCACCUCUCCCAUUGUGGGGGAGCAGAGGUGCACCCCAGCUGAGGUCCCAAAAAGCCCCCCAGUCUGGAGGAUGCGAGCUGGGGUCCCGAGCGGCUUCCCACCCUGGAUGAGCACAGAGGAUGGCUCGGGGAGCCCUGUCACGCUCAGUGAUGCCGCCUGCUUAUGGGAGGAGAACAUACAAGAUACGCUGCCCGAUGGCACCCCGGUGUGGGCGUCGCCCGUGGAGGAGAAUGGGAGACCCAAGCUGGAGCUGAUCCCCAACUCGGGGGUCUACGUCACCCACCACCAGCUGGACGACCUCUCGCAGGUUUCUACCGACAAGCCCAAGCUGAUGACCAGGCGCCUGCUGGAUUACUUCUUCUCCCGGGAGACGCUCGCCAGGUCUUCGGCCACCGGCCAGCGCAUCGCCCACAACAACACGACCAUGGAGAAACCCAUCCGCCUGCCGGUCGCAGUGGUAAAUGCUAUCAAAGAGUACGUCACCAAAGUGUGCGGCAAGAGCUGCAACUUCAACGCCGUGAUCAACAGCAAGUGUGGCACCUCCCGGAGGGCGGUCAAGAAAAUGAUCAUCAAGAUGGAGUAGAUGGCGCCUGGGCCAGGGCCUCCCAAACGUCCAUCAAGACAACGGCGAACCAGCUCUGAAAACGCUCCUGAGAGGAUCUGUCGUCGCCCCCGCGCCAACGGACGCUGGGGUGCUGGCGGCCCAGGUCCCCUCCCACACAGCAGCUCUGGGGGUGAGUGCGGUGGAGAUAACGCACCCCUCCCGGCACGCGUUACGGGGGCAGCAGUGGCGCAGUUUGAGCUCUUGUGCACUUAGUACAUGCCCCGGGGGGCCUGAAGCGCCUGUUGUGUGGCCGUCCUGGGGCGCUCACUCCUACCCUGCAGACCUCGGUGCGUGCAUUCCUGGGGAGGGGUGACUUACGCCUUCUAAUGAAGCGUCUGGGAUCUGCCGCGCCUGGGGGAGAAGCGAGCUGGCGGGUGUGUUCUUCCGUUCUAACGAGUCCCUGAGGAGGGAGGGAUGAUCUCUGUCCUCUUUCAAAACUCGUCAGCUCCAUUCUGGAAUCCCGGCUCCGUGACGCUGAACAUUAACGCUGCGGCCCUCUCCUCCACCUCUGGGCAAGCGCUUCUCCCAGCACAUCAGACUGGAAGAGGGACAGUGUCGCAGUCACGGCACUGGACUUUCUGGCCAGAGCAGGGGAACUUCUGCUUUGAAACAGUUCUUACCGGACUGUUUACCGGCCGGGCCUGUAGAUAAACCCAGAGCUUUAGUCUGUUGAGUGAGGGGGGAUUCAGUCUCCCUCCCAUCGGGCAAGGUCUGCUCUCCUGCGGAGAGUCGUGGCCUGACUCAACAGGCAAGUUCUCUGCUCGCCUGUAAGAAUUUAACUGUGGGCGAGACAUUUCCCCCCCCCCCCCCCCCCAGAAAGUUCCCAUAAAUCCUCUAUUUCUUGUAAAUAAAACAAUCCUUCCUCUCCUCCCAACUUCCCUAAUAAAGGCUGGAAUGUAACAGUG